UUUCUCUAAAUAGAUAAAUGGCUACGUGUCACAACUUAAAUUGUCGGUACAGACGGUGCAUACAUACCCUGUGUUUUUGGACCCCGCAUUCUCCGUGGUGGCAAUGGAAAACAGAAAGUACUUUCGGAGUCAGUCGGGGGUGUCCCAACUGAGAUGGCCCCGCCCCCAACCGAGCAGGGGGUUCCUCCUCUACAAGCGGUCGCCGUCGCCCCUUCGCCAAUUCGACAAGGGCGGCGGAGCCCCCCUCCAGGGGUUCCUCCUCUACAAGCGGUCGCCGUCGCCCCUUGGCCAAUUCGAAAAGGACGCCUCCGCCGCCCGAUCCUGGGGUCUUCUCCUCCUCCUCCUCCUCCUCGGAUUGCCGUUCGCGCCUCGCGUUCAACAAGAAACCCAAAAGAAAAACCUAAUCGGUCGCAAGUUCCCGGGACGAUCCUGGGCACUUUUUACUCCUUGUCUUCGUUCGAUUCGGUUCGGUGGGGAUGGGGAUGGGGGGGAAUGGAAAUGGAAAUGGAACCGGUACUGCGACAACACUUCGCUGGUACAGAUCGAGGGGGUGAACGGUGUCUCCGGGGGCAAGGUGACUCGAUCCCACGGCCACACCGGUCCCGCCCGAUUCCAUGGAUGGAACGACUUGGUUUUCUUGUACCCGAGCAACGACGACAGGUUGGUGGUGGUGGUGUGGGUGCGUGGAAGCUCGCUAGCCGUCGAUGAACUCCUCUACAGUAUAGAAUAAAAGAGAGAGAGAGGAGACGCGGCAUUCGAUGAUUGACCAUAUGCCAUAAAGGUGGAUCGGGACGAAGAGUUCAUUGUUAGGCCGUUUCUCACAAUCUCUCAAUCGUUUGGGUUUGAUCUCUUGUGCAUGUAACAACACAGAGU
Musa acuminata AAA Group (dessert banana) is the source of this 873-nucleotide messenger RNA. RefSeq lists its product as uncharacterized. The record is from RefSeq and is a predicted model, not a curated record. Bases 104 to 730 code for a protein of 208 amino acids. Lineage: Eukaryota; Viridiplantae; Streptophyta; Magnoliopsida; Zingiberales; Musaceae. The transcript has 4 exons.